CAGGAAGAAGGAAGCUGCGCCGCCGUCGCCUCCCGGCGCUCGCUCCCCGCCUCCCAGGUCCGCCGACCGCCACAAUGUCCGCCUCGGCUGUCUUCAUCCUCGACGUCAAGGGCAAGCCCCUGAUCAGCCGCAACUACAAGGGCGAUGUGGCCAUGAGUGAGAUUGAGCACUUCAUGCCUCUGCUCAUGCAGCGGGAGGAGGAGGGCGCCCUGGCCCCGCUGCUGAGCCAUGGCCGGGUCCACUUUUUGUGGAUCAAACACAGCAACCUCUACUUGGUAGCCACCACACUGAAGAACGCCAACGCCUCCCUCGUGUACUCCUUCCUCUACAAGACGGUGGAGGUGUUCUCUGAAUACUUCAAGGAGCUGGAGGAGGAGAGCAUCCGCGACAACUUUGUCAUCGUCUACGAGCUGCUGGACGAGCUCAUGGAUUUCGGGUUCCCGCAGACCACCGACAGCAAGAUCCUGCAGGAGUACAUCACACAGCAGGGCAACAAGCUGGAGACCGGCAAGUCGCGGGUGCCACCCACUGUCACCAAUGCCGUGUCCUGGCGCUCUGAGGGCAUCAAGUACAAGAAGAAUGAGGUGUUCAUCGACGUCAUAGAGUCUGUCAACCUGCUGGUCAAUGCCAAUGGCAGCGUCCUGCUGAGCGAGAUCGUGGGCACCAUCAAGCUCAAGGUGUUUCUGUCGGGAAUGCCAGAGCUGCGGCUGGGCCUCAAUGACCGAGUGCUCUUUGAGCUCACGGGCCUUUCAGGAAGCAAGAACAAGUCUGUGGAACUGGAAGACGUGAAAUUCCAUCAGUGUGUGCGGCUCUCUCGCUUCGACAACGACCGCACUAUCUCCUUCAUCCCGCCCGACGGCGACUUUGAACUCAUGUCCUACCGCCUCAGCACCCAGGUCAAGCCGUUGAUCUGGAUCGAGUCCGUCAUUGAGAAGUUCUCCCACAGCCGUGUGGAGAUCAUGGUCAAGGCCAAGGGGCAGUUUAAGAAGCAGUCGGUGGCCAACGGCGUGGAGAUAUCCGUGCCCGUCCCCAGCGAUGCCGACUCCCCACGCUUCAAGACCAGUGUAGGCAGCGCCAAGUAUGUGCCCGAAAAGAAUGUCGUCAUUUGGAGUAUUAAGUCUUUCCCGGGGGGCAAGGAGUACCUGAUGCGUGCCCACUUUGGCCUCCCCAGCGUGGAGAAGGAGGAGAUGGAGGGCCGGCCCCCCAUUGGGGUCAAGUUUGAGAUCCCCUAUUUCACCGUCUCCGGGAUCCAGGUCCGGUACAUGAAGAUCAUUGAGAAAAGCGGCUACCAGGCCCUGCCAUGGGUUCGCUACAUCACCCAAAGUGGCGAUUAUCAACUUCGCACGAGCUAGGAGAGAGAAGACGUGGGGCCUGGACAUGGGGCCUUCCCUCCCCUCCAGGCCGGGACUCUAGACUUGAGAGGGAGGAAGAUGGGGGACGUGUGUGAGGGAGAGCCCCUGACUUAGCCGUUUCUUACUCCCAGCACCCUCCCUGCCUUUCUCUCUACCCACAGGCUCCCCACUCCUCCAAUUUUAUAUGAAGAAUAGAGGGUCCUGAAGCCCCCCUCAUGAGUGCCUUCUUGCAGUGACCUGCCUUAGGGGUGCUGGGGCCCCUCCUCCACAGCUGCUGAGCCCAGAGGCCACCCUGAGUUUUAGGAUGGUAUUAAAAAGAAUGAAUCUGG
Hyaena hyaena (striped hyena) is the source of this 1681-nucleotide messenger RNA. It is a transcript of the gene AP1M2, whose product is annotated as adaptor related protein complex 1 subunit mu 2. NCBI's taxonomy places the organism in Eukaryota, Metazoa, Chordata, Mammalia, Carnivora, Hyaenidae. The record is from RefSeq and is a predicted model, not a curated record. Gene Ontology annotation, biological process: intracellular protein transport; vesicle-mediated transport. Gene Ontology annotation, molecular function: clathrin-cargo adaptor activity. Bases 75 to 1352 code for a protein of 425 amino acids. The transcript is spliced from 12 exons. Gene Ontology annotation, cellular component: clathrin-coated vesicle; clathrin adaptor complex.